CACAAAAAUAAUGUUUGGGGUUUGUCUAGUAAAUAAAAACGAUUGUAAAACUACAUAAUCAGUUUGAGAUUGCACCACCUUCAGUGUGGAAUUAGGAUAGGUGUAUGAGAGUUCCUCACUGAAUAUGGUGCAAUGUAGAAAUGCCGUGACUGUUUAGCACGAUCUAAUGGGUAUGCUGAUUACUGUGAUCUCUUGUAAUGAGCAAAUAAAAACAACAACAACAAUUAAACAAACAAACAAUUCAAAAGCAGCUUCUCAUUGGACAUUGCGUUGGUGGGGGACCAGCAGGUUCACUCUUACAAUUCAUGUUGAGAAAUGUGUUAGUACCUCUUUCAACCUGAUAACGAUCGUUUAAUGCUUGAAAUCUGGAUUGUUAUAAACAACAAAUGUGAUCAACAUAUUCCACCUUCGUCAUUUUUAAUAAUCUACAAUCCAUUUGGUAAUGAUGGUACUUUUUAAUCACUAUGCCUCUAUUAUUCAUUGCUCUUUCAUAAUCUAGUUUGUAAUAUAUUGUAGAAUGGCCGAGAUGAAAAAUUAGUGACAUGAGCAGACUGUCCUGGAUGUUCAAACUACAGAUCAUUGUACAGUUCCCUCCACAAGUUUAACAAUUUAACAAACAUUCAACUUAUUUAGAUUGACUAGAUUUCUGUCAAAAGACAAAUAAUUAAGCAUAUUAUUUUUUAUGCCUGCGAAACAUAAAGACAUUUAUUAAUGCUUGCCAUUAUCACUUUGGAAUGAAAGAGAGCGAUUUGUUUGAACCGUCAAUGCUUUUUGAAUUAACAGACUUGUACAGAGUCAUACACACACUGUCGAAAUUAUCCAAUUCACCUAAACUGCAGAGGCACAAUAUUGAGGGUUUUUCCAUCCACAAGCCUAGGACUUUAUCCCAAGAAGACAUUUAUAGAAAUCUCAAUUCAUCGGGUGGGGAAGAGGGAGCUUGUGCUGUAGACAAGAGUUGUGUUGAGUUUGCACAUUAUGAUACGCAAAUUCGGAAUGAGGAAAUUUAUCAGGAUUUAUGCUGUAUUGACAAACACUCGACACCCGUUAUUUACGCACCAACAACCAUAAACCAUAGUUUCGAAAAGAGAGAUUACGUUAUAAACGAGCUAGUUGAGACUGAAAAAAAUUACAUUGAUGUUUUAAAUACUUUAUUGAAACAUUUUAUCCGGCCUUUGACUUCAAUUAUCAAAGACGAUGAUAUGAAAACAAUAUUCGGGGGGAUCAAGGAGCUUUAUGAAAUCCACAUGGGCUUCCAUAUCCAACUAUUGAAAGCUGUAACUCCAGGAAGUGGGUUUAAGCUCAGCGAGGCAUUUUUGAAUUGGCGAGAGCAGUUUCUAGUUUAUGGAGAGUACUGUGCCAACCUGACCAAAGCCCAGUCAAGAAUAGUUGAGAUUUCUAGAAAUGAAAUUGUCAACCAGAAACUAAUUAAAUGUCAGCAGGAGGCAAAUAAUGGCAAAUUCAAACUAAGAGACAUACUUUCAGUCCCAAUGCAAAGAAUCUUGAAAUAUCACUUACUACUUGAAAAACUCAUCAGUGAAACCCAACCGAAUCAUGAGGAUUUUCGAGGGUUGGAGAGAGCCAGGGAAGCAAUGGUUGAUGUUGCACAAUAUAUCAAUGAAGUCAAAAGAGACAGUGACACAUUACAAAUCAUGGCAGACAUUGAGGAAAGCAUAACCGAUUGGGAAAGCAAACAAACAAAGUUGACCAAUUUUGGCCGCCUCCUUAAGGAUGGUGAUUUGCGGAUCAAAGAUCACCACAUUCAAAAGAUCAAGCCUAGAUAUGUCUUCAUUUUUGAUAGAGUAAUGAUACUGUGUAAAGCAGUCAGGGAUCAAUACAGCUUCAAAGCUUGCUUGUCCCUGGCGGAUUUCAAGGUGGAAGAUGCGUCUUGUAGGAAAACACUUCAUAGAGACGCUCGUUGGAACUAUCAUUGGUAUCUAGUAAGAAAGUCUGAAUCAACUGCUUAUACACUUUAUGCAAGAACUGAAGACCUUAAACGCAAAUGGAUUAAAGCAAUUCAAGAUGCACUAGAUAACAUUGAACCUGCAGGCUGUAGGUCAACAGACCAUAACUUCAGCAUGCAUACAUUUGAUAAACCAACAACAUGCACUCAUUGCAGUAAAUUUCUCAAAGGAAUUAUAUUCCAGGGAUACAAAUGUGAAAAAUGUAAUUUGGCUGCUCACAAAAUGUGCAUUGUAAAUACUGGACGAUGUGGAUCAAGGCAGCCACCAGAGUUACCACCUCGACCGGACAAACCUGAACAGGAACUCUCAGUUCAUCCCAUUGUGCCAAAAUCCACAAGUGACGUAUUCCCUGAAUCUUGCCGGACUUGGACUGAUCAUGGUGAAUUAGUGGAAUACUUAUGGUUUGUCGGAGAAAUGGGCCGGGAAAAGGCAUCACGUCUUCUCGAAAGUCAAGUUGAUGGAACUUAUUUGCUCAGAAUACGGCCUCAAGGAGCAACACAUCCAAAUGAAACUGUCUAUGCUCUUAGCCUUAAAGCUGAUGAUAAGGUAAAACACAUGAAAGUCUAUGAAAAGGAGAAAGAUGGGACAACUCAUUUUUAUUUAUCAGAAUCCAGGUUUUUUCCAUCUCUUGUUGAGCUGAUUAAUUGUUAUGAACAUACGAGCCUUAUAGAAAAUUUCAAUGGUCUUGAUGUAUGCCUGAGAUGGCCUUUCAGAAGAAUCAUAGCUGUUGCUGAUUUUGAUUUCAAUCCUGCUGAGUCAAAUCAGCUUCCAUUGAGGCAAGGAUGUCAGGUGAUAAUAUUGAGCAAGGAGGGUGAUCAUAAGGGAUGGUGGAAGGGUAUGAUUCAAGACAGAGUGGGAUUCUUCCCAAAAGUUUAUGUCAGAGAGGUUUCAGACACGCUUCAAAAUUCUGACUUACUCUGAAUAUAAUAGAUGUUAUCUUUGCGCUGCUUUAUAGAAAAAGCUAUUUAAAAACAAAAGUUGACUCAUUCUUUUAAUAUUCUAUAAAAGAAAGGGGCAGAUAAAAGAGGCUCAACUAUUUACAUAAAUUUAGAAGAAGAAAAAAUAAAAAAUAACGAAGUUACCAGUAUGUGUCAAUACUACAACAAUGCAAAUUUUUAAUAAUGUUGGUUGAUCAUACGAAAUCAACUCACGAUUUGCAUAUUCUUGUUAGAUUUGUUGUUGAGGUUUGAACAAACCAAAAGCUGUUAUAAAUUUAAAAAAGCUUUUAUUUUUAAUAUUUUAUUUCAAUCGAAAUGCUGCCUUUGUGCCACUGAGUCCCACUUUGAAUAUUGGUACAAAAAAAUUAUAUAUAUUAUUUUAUAGAAAAAUACAAAAAAAGGUGUAUUUUUCAUCACUGUUUCAUAAUUGCUUGCAAAACGCCACACUUUAAAAAAUUGCUCAAUUGCAUGAUCCAGUGAUUGAAGCUUUGUAACUUAAUAUGCCACAUUCUAGCAUGGACCACAUCGUAUAGUCAAGUGGUAUGGUGAGAAAAUCUGCCAGUCAAAUAAAGGUGCAUUAAGAAAUAAUAUUUUUAAAACAAUUAUGAAAUAUUGUUUCAACUACACAGGUAAUAAAACAGAGAAAACAGUAUCUCAUUUUCAUUUUUUGUUUUUAUUAAUAUUAUUAUUAAACCCCAUUUUAAUGGAUCUUUGUGGUGCAGCUGAAACUCAUUUUAUUACAAGUCAUCACUGAAAAAUAAAGAGAUCUGGUUAAAAAGUUAGUUUUCUAACCACAACAAAUGAUUUUUCCUUUAUUGGAAAAGCAACCUUGCACAUGUGAAAUCAGCUGUUGUCCUUUCAUCUUUUGCACAGCAUACGUUCUCUUACACUCAACGUACUUAGUCACUUUAAUAUUUUAACAUGUUUAUCUAAUUUUUUAAUUUGUUUUAUUGUGAAUGUACAACACAGACUAGAUAGAUGUAUGCCAUAUUUAGAGCUUUAAUUGUAUUGUAUUCAGGUACCUGAAGACACAGUUGAUGUAAAAAAAAGUGUCAAGUGUUGAAAUAUUGUGUUUGGUGUUCUAAAUAUUCUAUGCCCACCUAUCCCACAUUUUUGUCUUAGCAUUCCAGAAAAAAAUCUGAGAAUCAUAGUUUAAAUAAAUCAGUUCAAAAAGAUUUAAUUAAAGUACAACAUUUUUAACUGUAUUAGUGGCAGAAUAAGUAGAAAUGCUUUUAUCAGAAUAAACAGCUUAUUUGUUUAUGUAUUUUAUCUCUAUAUAUUUUUAAUUAUAAAUGUUGUAAAUAAGAGAUAAAAAUGUACAUAAUUGAUAUUUUAAAGUGUAGCUUAAUAGCCUGUGAUAUUGUAUGAGUAAGCAAAUAGUUAUAUAUAUAUAUGUAUUAUGUUUUCCAUAUAGAUAGAAUUGUAAUUGUUAUAUUUAUGUAUAAGAAGUAUAUUAUAUUGAAGUUAUGUGAAAUGCUUAAAAGAAAAAAGAAAAACACACUUGUUUUGUUGUAAAUGUGAAAAAAAUUGUUGACUAAUUCAAAAUUGCAGUACUGAAGAAAAAAUGUUGUUGCUGAAAAAGUCAGUAAAUAAAUGUGUCAUUUACUAAAAUAA
This is a messenger RNA of Cimex lectularius (bed bug), 4513 nucleotides long. RefSeq names its product protein vav (gene Vav). The transcript is spliced from 18 exons. Gene Ontology annotation, cellular component: cytoplasm. Lineage: Eukaryota; Metazoa; Arthropoda; Insecta; Hemiptera; Cimicidae. The coding region runs from base 735 to 2882 and encodes 715 amino acids. Gene Ontology annotation, molecular function: guanyl-nucleotide exchange factor activity; protein binding. Gene Ontology annotation, biological process: regulation of GTPase activity; cell migration. The record is from RefSeq and is a predicted model, not a curated record.